AUGGGCUUCGUCCUCGUCGACCCCGCCGGGAAUCUGAAUCUCUCCAGGGUUGGCGGCUACCAGGGCCUCCUGGCGUUCUCUGCCUUGGGGAGGACGGGACUCGGCGAGCCCCGAGCGAAGCUGAUGCUUUCGGUGGGAGGCGGUGGCUCAGACGCACAGCAGUUCAAGAAGACCGUGCGAUCAAGGGACAAAACACGCAGAUUCAUCGAAUCCGCCGUUGGGGUACUUCGGGAUGCACGGCUAGACGGCCUGGACUUGGACUGGGAGUUCCCAAGCGUGUUCGACCGGAGGCAGUUUGCGUCAUUUCUUGAGCCCGGAAGAGCAAACAAUAACGAUGGAAUUGCCAUUGUUAACAAGGUCUCAAAAAGAUAUGAUUUCCCCCGUCAUGACGGUGUUUGUAUACAGGAGGUCUUCAAGGCAUUUCGGGAGUCUCCAUACGGGCCGUUCUUACUGUCCGUGGCCGUUCCCGCUCAAAGCACUCUGGCGAUUGCGUACGACAUACCUACAAUGGCAAGGAACGUGGACUUUGUGAAUCUCAUGACGUAUGACCUCCAUAUUUUCAAGUGGUAUACCCCACUGACCGGUCACAACAGCCCGCUCUUCAGUCGCUCUGACGAGCUGGGCUACUUCGCCACCCUCAACAUGCAGUCGAGCACCGAGCUGUGGACUUCGAUGGGUAUGCCUAAGUCCAAAAUCAUGGUGGGGAUUCCUACCUACGGGCUGUCUUGGGCUCUACUGAACGCCCAGUCUGCCGGCGUGGGAUCCGUGGCAGUUGGUCAAAGCAAAGAGGGCGACGGUUUCGUCUCUUAUCCCAAGGUCUGCGAGUUCCUGAGAGGUGGCGGUACGAGACACUUCGACGAUGAAUCCAUGGUUCCUUUCGCCACCAAUGAUCGGACGUGGAUCAGCUAUGACGACCAAGAAAGCGUCGCCAUUAAGGCAAGAUGGAUUCUGGCUGAGAACUUCUCCGGCACCAUGACCUUCAGCCUGAACUCCGAUGACUGGCAAGGAACCUGCGGUCAUGGGGCAUUCCCUUUACAGAAGUCCAUCCUGGAAGCGACAUGA
Messenger RNA from Ixodes scapularis (black-legged tick), 1062 nucleotides. RefSeq names its product chitotriosidase-1-like. Gene Ontology annotation, cellular component: extracellular region. The record is from RefSeq and is a predicted model, not a curated record. The coding region runs from base 1 to 1062 and encodes 353 amino acids. Gene Ontology annotation, biological process: chitin catabolic process; carbohydrate metabolic process. Gene Ontology annotation, molecular function: chitin binding; chitinase activity. NCBI's taxonomy places the organism in Eukaryota, Metazoa, Arthropoda, Arachnida, Ixodida, Ixodidae. The transcript has 7 exons.